Caenorhabditis sp. 36 PRJEB53466 is the source of this 1422-nucleotide messenger RNA. NCBI's taxonomy places the organism in Eukaryota, Metazoa, Nematoda, Chromadorea, Rhabditida, Rhabditidae. The record is from the annotation of a GenBank genome assembly.
AUGUCGCUUCCGAUCGAGGAUUCGAACAAUUUGGAAGUGGAGCUCGGAGAAGACCAUUUCCGUCUUCAAUUGGAGGUGGAAAUGGACGCGCUCAUGCAUUUGAAUGGAGAAAAUUGUGAAGAAAACGCUGAAAAUGGUGAACAUCAUGACGAUCACCUGGAAGAGCAGCAGAAAAAUGAGCACAAGGAGGAGAAAAACGAGAAUUGCGCGGACGGCGAGCAAGAAAAGGCUGAAAAGGCUGAAACUGAGUGUGAGGAGCAUUCUGAAGAGCACGAGGAGGUUCAUUGCGAGAAUUGCAAGUCCGAAGAGCAAAAAGAGGCUGAAAAUGCUGAAAUUCAUGACGAUUGCCACGAAGAGAAGCUGGACAAUGCUGGAAAUGCUGAAAAUGAGCACGAGGCGGAGCACCACAAUAAUUGCGAGUGCGGAGAUGAAGAAGAGGCUGAAAACGCUGAUGAUCUUCACGAGGAACAUCACGAGAGUUGCGGGGAUGAAAAUGAGCACGAAGAGCAUCAUGAGCACAGCGAGGAAGAUCACAUGGGACAGGUGAUUUAUUUUUGAAAAUCAGUGCAAGUGCGCUCUGUUGCACAAAAAACUGAGAAUUUGAUUGGCGCGAAACAUAGUGCUCGCCUGUACUUAUCUUCGAAAUUUUAGCAAAAAUUGAGUAAUUUUCAGGUCGGAAAUGCGAUCAAAUCGGUGGCCGAGGGUGCUGUCGCCGGAAUCACCAAGAAUGUGGUUCAAUACGCUGUGAAGAUCGGAGGAAGAUCGUCGAACGUCGUUUCGGUGUUCGACAAAACAGUCCGUUCGGCGCGCGGAAAUCCGAAAUGGUUUGCUCGCGUCGACAUGCCGCACGGAAAAGUGAACUUCCCGCACAUCAAUGUGAACAAAGCGAUCACCGGAGUCAAGGAUCCGCACAUUAAGAUCUCUGCGGGAGCCGCCAAGGCCGCCGGUGCUGCCGGACAGGUGCUCAACGUGGUCAACAAGGUGGCGCCAGUGGCCAUGGUCGCUUCGGCCGUCUACGAUGCCAUUCAGAUAAAAAAAAAGGUCGACAUGGAUGCGGAACGCGGAACCAGCAGGAACACAAUCAAGCAGGUGGCCACCACGGCUGCCACGUACGGCGGUGGAUUCGCUGGAGCCGGCCUCGGUCAGUGUUCCAUCUUUUAGAGAUUAAAAUUAUAGUAAAAUGCUUCAGGUGCCGCGAUCGGAACGGCCAUCUUCCCCGGCGUCGGAACUAUGAUCGGAGGAAUUCUCGGAGGUGUCUUCGGAGGCACUGGAGCUGGAAUCGGAAGCGAAAUCGCUACGGAAGCGAUUCUGGACGGCGUCAACUACGAAAUUUGUUGGCCAAAAUGCCAAAAGUGCGGAGAGCACUUCGAGUGCCGUCGCCACGAGACCGGCUACACGGAGAUAUGCCCAAAGUGCAGAUAA